UGCAGGCGCGCCCUUGAGCCGGCGGCUCGCGUGUUCUAGGUCUGGAGAAUCCGGCCCGCCUGGUUUUUCCUGAGUGGAGGCGGGGACGGCUCCGAGUCGCAGACUUUCAAGAUGGUGGUGGCUCCCAAGCCCGAGGUCCGGCGGAAUGCCUCCACCUUUUUCCGUACAGCUCUCCCUUUGCCCUCACUGGUCACUGUCCUGAUGCUGGGCUACGCCGCGUGGGUUGUCCUCUGGCCUCAGACUAUCCCUUACCAGAGCCUUGGCCUCCUGGGGUCCUUCACACGGUACCUGGUAGACCACCAUUACACUCUCCUACACAGUGGGUUUUGGCUUGCCUGGUUGAUCCAUGUGGGAGAGUCUUUAUAUGCUAUGGUAUUGUGCAAGUCUAAAGGAAUCACAGAUAGCUGGACUCAACUCCUCUGGUUCCUGCAGACAUUUCUCUUUGGAAUAGCAUCUCUCUCCAUCUUAAUCGCUUAUCGACCAAAGCACCAAAAACGCACUUGAAUGUACACUCUCACCAUUUCUACAUUCAAUGUCUUCUUUUUGGGGGUGCUAGGUUUACUUGAUCAUUCCACUUUCUAUGAAGCACCCAUCCUGAUAAGUUAUUUAAGACCCCCUAAUUAGGCAUCUUUCUUUCCUAUGCUCUGAUUAAACUUGAAUAGGUCAGUUGUUCCUUAAGAAAGAACUGGGUACCUGUGGCUCAUGCCUGUAAUCCUAGCUA
Messenger RNA from Perognathus longimembris pacificus (Pacific pocket mouse), 721 nucleotides. RefSeq names its product transmembrane protein 254 (gene Tmem254). NCBI's taxonomy places the organism in Eukaryota, Metazoa, Chordata, Mammalia, Rodentia, Heteromyidae. The coding region runs from base 112 to 504 and encodes 130 amino acids. The transcript has 4 exons. The record is from RefSeq and is a predicted model, not a curated record.